Messenger RNA from Thunnus maccoyii (southern bluefin tuna), 1184 nucleotides. RefSeq lists its product as uncharacterized. NCBI's taxonomy places the organism in Eukaryota, Metazoa, Chordata, Actinopteri, Scombriformes, Scombridae. The transcript is spliced from 3 exons. Bases 285 to 1019 code for a protein of 244 amino acids. The record is from RefSeq and is a predicted model, not a curated record.
AUGUCAACCUGCUGGUGGCGCUAGAUUAAAAGUUAGAAUCAAUCAAGUCAAAUAAAUAAUUGAAUCCUCUGGGGACCGUGAACGUCUGCACAACAUUUAAUGAACAAUCCAUCCGUCCUUUGAUCCACAAUCAGAUCCAAUGGAUCUGCACUUAAGUGGUGGACCGACCAACCGACUGACAUUAGCAUCCAUAUAGUCACACUGCUAAUGUGGCUAAAAUCAAAUAAAAGAAGAGACAGUCAUGUUGAUAUGAACAUUAGAGAAACACAUCAUGGAGAUGAAAUAUGAUACUGGUUCAUAAUUUGGAUUCGUUCACCUCAGCUGACACAUUCAACAGCAGACAGGUUUUUGUCACAGUCUCAUUCACUGUGGAGGAAACCUCUACCUCAUCUUUGGCUCUGGAACUAAACUUUGAGCAGGUAGUGAAGCCCGUGGUGAGCGUGUACCCAGCAGCAUCCAGAGCCCACCUGGAGGGGAAGAGCUCCCUGCUGUGUCUGGCCUCAGCCAUGUCUCCUCCUCUGGUCCAGUUCUCCUGGAAAAGACAGAAGAAGAACGGCUGGCCGGAGGAUCUGCCCCCUGCUGAGGGAGAGCAGCUGGAGCUCAGAGAGCCGGGACGCACCGUCGCCAUCAGGGUGGUUGAUCGGGAUGCUCUCUACACGUAUAAAUACCGCUGCUACGUCAAGCACGAGGGGGUAACAGUGGAGGCCCAAACAGAACAAGAGCUUCCAGCUCCAGCAGCCUCCUGUCCUCCAGAGAGAGAGCCAGCAGACCUGCCAGCUCUGCAGCAAGCUGACUGUAAGAUCACCUGCUGCCUCUCUGCAUGCUCUGACAGCUCCAAUGUCCUGCUGCAGUUAGGGCUGCAUAUCAGUCUGUUCACUUUCUGCUCAUCAUUGAAGGAUUUAAACAUACACUCCCUGAUUCUGUUAGAGUGUCCCACAGCACAACAAGUCCCACUGAGAGAGCCUUCACUUCACAGGCUGACAAAUAACACCUUUUGGGGGCGCUAUACUCAGUUUUAGGCCUUGAGGGUGAUAGAACAAGUUUAGGGAGUAUAUCUUAAAGCUCCACUCAUCAAUAGUUUUAUAUUAAGAAUGAAUCUAAUGACUAAAUGAGCUUUUUAGCCUCUUUUAGCUCCUAGUUGUGGUUUUGCAGCACAUUUCCUGUCUGCUUCAGUCUCAGUGUUU